Alternaria ventricosa is the source of this 567-nucleotide messenger RNA. RefSeq lists its product as uncharacterized. Lineage: Eukaryota; Fungi; Ascomycota; Dothideomycetes; Pleosporales; Pleosporaceae. Bases 1 to 567 code for a protein of 188 amino acids. The record is from RefSeq and is a predicted model, not a curated record. The transcript has 2 exons.
AUGGAAGACGCUGGCACGAACAACCCGCCGACCAUACGCAAGGAUAACGAGCCGGCAGCACGCGAGAGCUGCUUACCGGAGGAGUACAGAUCGUUUGUGGCGCAUUCAAAGGAGAAGGACCUUAUGAGAAAAGAAGCGCAGGAAAAGCUAGAGAGGAUGAAGUUGGACCACGAGAAAGAUAUGUGGCACCUAAAGCUUGCAUUCCGUAUCCAGGUCGAUGAUCUCACACGGAAGAAGGAAGAGCUUCAAACUAUAAUUGACGCCUGCGGCAAGCUGUUUGGAGAAAGGCGCGACAAGCAUACGACUGAGAUCGAGGCACUCACCCACGCGACGGAGCUACUUCAAAGUGAAGUGUGUGACAAGGCCAAGGAGCUCAAGGUCAUGUAUGACGCGCACGAUGCUCUGGUCAAGAAACUCGACGACGGGAGGGCGGAGUUACUAAAGAAGCUGGCCGACGCUGCGAAGCAUGCGCUCGCUCUCCAGCCCAACGCAAAGCCAUCCAUCGAGGCUGUUGCUGCCAAAGCCGCUGGGUCAAUCCGUUCCUGCGCACCUCAAAGGCAAAUCUGA